GUGGAGUGCAGGGGUGGGAGAGAGCCACACCGAGCUACAGUUUUGUUUACAUCCAACGUUAAUUAAUCGGUUUGCGUACGUGGCUCGUGUGGUGUUGAUGGGCUCCAUGUCACGCUUCUGCGGGUGCUGCGUCGGAGGUUAAUGCUCGCGUAAUGGAGACGUGCAUCUUCACACAGGUGUAGCAACCGCUCGCCGUUGUUAAAGUAGCCUGCCAACGCAUCUGCUGCUCAUCGGUGUGCAGUUAUCCAGCUUGGGCGUUUCAGUUACCAGCCGACACCACAGAAGAUGAGGAGAGGAGGCCAGCCGAUGAUGUGGUCAAGAUAAAUGACCGCUCUUACUUCGCACUUGGGCUUAUUUACUGGCUUCUCAAUCGGGAUCCGAAAGACUUUGAACGUGUCUGGCUGAAUGCACUUGUUGACAUGUUCGGGAUUUGCUGUCACUGGCAUUUGUGUUGUGAGUUUCCUCGUUGGUCCUACUUCAUCGCCUUCGUACCUCCUCUAACCAGGGUCUCAUUUCCGACACUUGCCAUAUAUCGAAGCAUGAUACCAUUUAUGUUGUUUUUUUGCUUUUAUCCUUUCAUUGUUUUGUGUGUUUUAUUGUAACCCCAUAGGUGAGAUGUUUUGUACCCCUAGUUAACGCCUAGCUUGAUGAGAAAGAUAAUCCGUUCAUAUUUCUCGUGGUUUUGAAGAUAUUAUCUUAUAAUACAAUCCUGCUCUUAAAUUCAUUUCUAUUCUCACAAAGUUCCAGUAGCCAGCCGCACUUAUCUUUUUCGGCGGGGGAAACCAGAGCAUUAUCUUGGAACGUUUAUGCUAUUACUUUUACCUGGUGCUUUUUUACUUGUGCUCUUUUAUGCAUGUUUGAAUACGCCCGUUGAAGCACUUCCCCGUGAUCACAACCGCUUGCUUUGGUUACCGCAGUUUUUUUGGCCAGUGGUUAUUUUCAUACACUAUGAAUACGUGUAGCCCGCAUCAUCAAUUUUCUUUAGAUUUUUCUUGUGCACUGAGAACUGCAACGAUGAGCGAUAGCGAGGAUGAGGAUUAUGAAAGUGCUGACGAGGGAGGUAAGUCCAUCAUCGAGGACCAUUGCGCCUCAUGCUCUUGGACAGGCAAUGCAGACCCAAAGCUCAUUGGAAAGCUUGAAGCAGCCACUUCAGUUCAUUGUAACACAGUUUCUGGAACAAUAGAACACGAUGCCCACAAUCGAAAAAUGGACUCGCUGGAUCCCAUAUGUCCAUCACAGGGAGCAACCUCCAAUUAUCACGCCACGGAUCCCUCGACACGUGACUCCUGUCUUCUAUCAGAUCAAACCAUUGGAGCUCGAAGAAUGAUCGCAGCUGUGGACAACAAUCCAACCGCUUCCGCACUGGAUAUCUCAGCUCACCCACCAGUCUACUAUCUGCCAGAGGAUAAAUACGAGUCCACCACCACCGAAAAACUGGAACGGACCAAGUUCCCAGGGACGGAAUUGUAUAGCACUCAAAACUUGUGUUCGGCUGUCACCGCUCAUUAUGAAGAAUCAGUACGCACCUUUAAGCCGUCGUCUUGCGACACCUCUAACACCCUCCCGGAUGCUGGUGACGUGUCACUUCGCCCCGCCACAACCUUAGAUCGGGUUAGUUCACUGCCUUUAAAGGAUGGUAAUUAUCGGCCCAAAAUAUGCGAAAUCGAUCGCAAAGAGAGAGAUGUAGAAGAAAGAGAUAAACCAAACGUUCAAUCAGAUGCUCUUGGUCCUGUUUGUGCCUCUGAUGAAGGAUGGGAGAUUGAAAGUGUGCCGGACAUUCCAGCGGAGGAUAUGGCCGCGAGUGAAACUGAACUAGACUUCGAGAACCAUGUAUGCAAAGUUGUUGACUCGUCAGAUGAGCGUCACCGUUCUACUGCCGGGUUCCCCUCAUUCGAACCAUCCACUGGGGAUUGCAGAAUCGAAGAAGAGCCUGUAUCUGGUUGGACGUGGUCCGCUGUUUCUUCCUUCGCCCAACACCUAACUUCUUUUCAAACCAAGGGUCUCAAUCUUGUCUACGAAGGUGUAAAUGUACUCGAAAAGAUUGGAAAGAAAACCAUGUCUGUUCUGGAAGAAACCGAUCCUGGUUUCAAGUAUACGAAGCAGUUUCUCCGGCCGCCUGGCCUGCACGAUCGGCCCAACCUCUCAAAGGUAGUUCGCGAAGCUUAUGAACGCCAGAUUGCUUGCGACCAGUCUAAAGAAAGCUUCAUGAAAAGUGCGCCCGGCAGAAAUAGCUUUGCAACUCAGUUGGAAAGUAAUCAUGGCCUGGUACAUCUGGAAGCCUUAGAAAUGAUCAGCGAUCGAGCGGAAUCUCAACUUUACAUUCUUCUGUCUAAAGCGGCAGAUAAAUUAUCACUCCACAACGACCUAUUAGAAUCCAUAUGGACGGCGUUACAGCUCGACUACGAGGGUGAAUCCGAAGAGACGUGCAAAUUUCCAAAUGUGACUGAGCUAAACUCCUUGGCUGAACAGGAUGUUCCUCAUGGUGGUGGGAGCUGUCUGCGUCCGAGCAACUUACCCGAGCAGUACAUGUUGCUUUGGAACACGUUCCAAAUUACCUUAGAGAAGCUGAAACCAGUUCAUCCAACGGAGCAUUUGAUGGGAGUAAGUUAAAGUGACCUUUCCUGGAGCGCUUGUGUGUCCAUACCCAGAUUCGUAUGCUCGUUUCUUUUUUGUUUUAUAUCAGAUAGUUGUCAAUAUAUGGAACGGGAUAGAGCGCGACCGAACGGAGCCAGAAUCACAAGUACGUGGUUCAUUUAUUUUACAAUGUUUAUGCAGUUUUCGGCAGUAAAAACCUUACGACCGACCGGCGAACGAGCAGCUAUCCCUCGAUAACUAUUUCAAGGUGUGCAAUAUCUUUGCCUCAGUUACUGAAGUGGAUCUUUUGUCUCAUUGCGUUGGUCAAAACGGGUUUUAUACAAUUCGAGACUCGCUUAGAACCACAAUCCUGGGUCUUGCACUUAUACUUAGCUCAUCUUAAUCCUUCAUUAACCCAGUCCGUCUUCCAGUCAGCAAUUGCGGCCCUGGCCAAAGCGACCUCCGCCGAUCUGGAGUACCUGCACAAGAUGUCCGAAUGCGUUCUUGUUCAAAUUCAAGGGCAACAGACAGAUCCCAUCUCCCUCGCGUCAGUUACCGCAUCGCUUAUCCACACAUCAAUUUUACUGAACAGUGCAAUGUGUGACGUCUACAUCAAAAUUAUCAAAUCUCUGCACAGCACAACGGGCGACGAUCCCGAUCGGCAGCCUGUGUCUCCAGAUAUGCGACCCAGUCAACUGGUAGCGAGUUUGAUGCUAGAGUGCAACAACGCAGAAGACUACAUGAAGAAUGCUGCCCGUUUGCUAAUCCCUGUCCUUCAGCUGGCGUAUGUCAAGUGCCACCUAGCAGACUGAACCCUCGGUGAUGAAUACCGCUUGUCUUUCGCUUUUAACCCCUAUAAAAUACAACAAUAUUCCUCCACGCU
This is a messenger RNA of Dicrocoelium dendriticum, 3457 nucleotides long. NCBI's taxonomy places the organism in Eukaryota, Metazoa, Platyhelminthes, Trematoda, Plagiorchiida, Dicrocoeliidae. The record is from the annotation of a GenBank genome assembly.